CAGGGGGCGCUCCUGGGGUAACUGGGACUGUCAGGGGUGGGGCGGUGAGCCCGGCGGCGCUGAAUUAAUUCUUUUUUUAUUUUUUUACAAAAUUUUCAGGCUGCCGAGGUCGUCCGGGGCGUUGGAGGCAGCGCCUGCCGCACGUCGGGACGGAGCGCGAGGGGAUUUCCCCUCAGGUUUUCCCUUUAGAGCACAUUGACCGGUAACCAAAAUUCGGGAGUCCUUUAAUUUCAUUUCCCAGUGAAAUGGAGAGCCACCAGCACAAGCCCACCUUCAUUUCUCGUGGUUAACAUCAAAGCCUCCACCCUUUGGCCGGGCUCAGCUCUGCUCCGGGAGCACCUCUCCCUUCGCCCUUUGCCUGCUGCAGCCCCCCCCGGGCAGCGCCAUGAAGAUCGUGGUGGCCAAAGUUCUGUGCCUGCUGGGCAUCUGCGUCCUCAUGCUGGCCGGCUCCCUCCUCCCCGUCAAGAUCAUCGAGGCCGAUUCCGAGAAGGCUCAGCGCUCCAGGAAAGUCAUCGCCCUCUGCAAUUCCUUCGGAGGAGGGGUCUUCCUGGCCACCUGCUUCAACGCCCUGCUGCCGGCCGUCAGGGGCAAGCUCGACGAGGUUCUUAAGCAGGGGAACGUGACCACGGACUACCCGGUGGCUGAGACCAUCAUGAUGCUUGGCUUCUUCGUCACGGUCUUCGUGGAGCAGCUCGUCUUGACCUUCCAGAAGGAAAAACCUUCCUUCAUCGACCUGGAGACCUUCAACGCCGGCUCGGAUGUGGGCAGCGACUCGGAAUACGAGAGCCCCUUCAUCGCCUCGUCCCGCGGGCACGGCCGGCACGGCCACGGCCUGAGCCCCCAGGAGCUGUCCCGCUCCAGCCCCUUGCGGCUCCUGGGCCUGGCUUUUGCCUUGUGCACCCACUCCAUCUUCGAGGGCCUGGCCCUGGGCUUGCAGGAGGAAGGAGGCAAAGUCCUGAGCUUGUUCCUGGGCGUCGCCAUCCACGAGACGCUGGUGGCCGUGGCGCUGGGCAUCAGCAUGGCCAAAGCCUCGCUGCCCAUGAAGGACGCGGCGAAAAUGGCCGUGACGGUCAGCCUGAUGAUCCCCCUGGGCAUCAGCAUCGGGAUGGGGAUCGAGAGCACCCAGAGCGCCGCCAGCAACGUGGCCUCGCUGCUGCUGCAAGGCGUGGCGGGGGGAACUUUCCUCUUCAUCACCUUCUUUGAGAUCCUGGCCAAGGAGCUGGAGGACAAGCACGACCGCCUGCUGAAGGUCCUGUUCCUGGCGCUGGGCUACGCCGUGCUGGCGGGGUUGGUUUUCUUCAAGUGGUGAGGUCGGGAGCGGUGGGGGACCCAACCUCACCUCCUGCCCCUCGCGGCCGGCCCCGAGAGGAGCCUGCUGGCAGCCCAGGGGGGACGCUGAAGCUUGGCAGCCACACCGAACACCCCGAUCCAGGAGGUGUUUCGGCAGCGACCCGAAGGAGGAGAGUUUUCUCCUCUGUGCUCAGAGGGAGAGGAAAAAAAACCCACGAGGAGUGUCCCAGCGUAGGGGUCACGAGGCGCUGCCCCUGCCCCUCGGGUCUGCGGGUGCAGAGAGGACUGGGGACAGCACUGAGGCUGCUUCUGGGGCUGCCCCCAGAGCUCUCGGGCUCGUUGUUUCCCGUUGACCUGCACAGCCGCCCCCUCCCUCCCUCCUUCCCCUCGCACAAACUCGGGCCGAGCCUCGGCUUCCUUCCCACCCAGGCUCUGAGGAGGUGAGAAACCGGGACCGAAACGAAGGCAGAGGCAGGUGGGACCGCGGCUCACACAGCUGCACUAAGCUGCUCCUGCUCGCUUCGUUUUUGAGCAAAACCUGGUUGUAAUAGCUGCCAAAAAUAACAUCCCUGCUGGGGCUGCUCGGGAGGACUGUUGCCACAGCUCCCGCUGAGCCCAGCUUCCAUUUUAACCCACAAACGGCUCCAGGAGCUUUUCCUUCUCGGAGUGAUUAACGGCAGGAACGAGGCCGGGCCCUGCCCCAUCCCCUGCUCCGUUCUCCUCGUCUCAUCCCCUGAAGAAAACCUGCAGCCGCGUUAACGCAUCCUCGGAGAGAUCUCACGCCCCUGUACCUGAAGCCCGGGAUCCAUUAGCGCGUGAGAAACGGGCAGCAGCAGCCUCCAGCAUUAAUAUUUCAGGGCAAGUGCUUUAUUUCACGUUUAAAUCAUCUGCAGGGAACCGAGCGGCUGCAGGGCUGCUCCCCGGCCUCAGCCCCGGAUUCCAGCGGUGAGGUUCUGGGGGGGGGCGUCCUGCUGCUGCUUUCAAAGGAGGGAGAGGAGAAAUCUCUUCCCCGGGGGCUGAUUAAAGCAGCCUCCAUCUGACAGCAGCGUGCCCGCGGGGAGCUCGCUGUGCCCGCAUCCCGCAGCGAUCCCUCGUGUUCGCCCUCCUGGGCCGGGAGCUCGGAUCAGAGGCUGGCAGCAGGAGCGAGCCCCCUCCGCUCCCCCCCCCGGCCUCGUUGCUUUGGCAGGAGAUGGAUUUUAACAAGACGUGGCCAUCGCUCCUGCCGCAGCUCCCCCAGGCAGAGCAGAGCUCCUGGAGGCAAUGAUGGAGCCAUAACAGCGUGGAGGCUCCGUGGAGGCUCCGUGGAGGCACCGCAGCCCCUGACCACGACCCAGAAGGAGCGGGGGGGCUGCGAACCAGCCCCCCGGAGCAGCUCUUGGCACAGCUGCAGCGCGUGGAAGCUGAUGGGGGGGGAGCAUCUGACGGGGCCUGGUGCUCGGCGCCUUAAUUGCUGCAACGAAGCCGAGUCAAUUAAUCUGGCUUUGAAAAACCUGGAGUGGGAAGGGGGGGGGGGGGAGGAGGGAGAGGGAGAGGGUUAUUUUGGGCCUGCGAUGACACAAAUUAGCAGGGCCUGACGAGAAUGGAAUUUGCUUGGACGUGGUGAACCUGGGGGUGUUAUUUCAAUUUCACCUCCCCCAGCAGCCCUGGGGGGGGGCGUGCUGGGACCUGCUGCUUUCUGCUGCUCAUCCCGGGCAGGUGGGAUGCUGGCUCCUGUUCUUCUGCCUCCAUCUCCUGUGUCAUUUUGUUUCUUUUUUUGCAGCUAUUUGCUCUAUUUGAAGAAUCCUUCCCCCAGCUGGGGGGGGGGCGGAGGGGUCUCGCAGAGCAUCACCGCUGCCCCCCAUGGCUGGCGGGGUGGCUGUGGGCAGUGUGGUGUGGGGGGGGUUGUGCUGGAUCCCCAGUUUUUUCACCUUUUUUUGUCCCGAUGGGGUGUGGGAGCAGCCUGGUGGGGGGCCACACAGCACAGGGGGUGUCCCUGGCACCGGGGGGGGGCUUUGCCUGUCCCUGACAGUCGGCUCCUGCCUGUGGAGGAGGAAGACCCCCGCUGUGCUCCCAAUAAACACCCUGCCCCUCUCCA
Messenger RNA from Anas platyrhynchos (mallard), 3364 nucleotides. The record is from RefSeq and is a predicted model, not a curated record. NCBI's taxonomy places the organism in Eukaryota, Metazoa, Chordata, Aves, Anseriformes, Anatidae.